AUGGAGAACUUCCUGCGGUCCAAGGAGUAUUGGAGCCUGGUGGAAAUUGGGAUUCCUACAGCGGCAGAAGGAACGGAUCUCACUGAAGCACAGAAGAAAACAAUUGAUGAUCAAAAGCUGAAGGACUUGAAGUCGAAAAACUAUUUGUUCCAAGCCAUUGACCGAUCAAUUUUGGAGACAAUCUUGAAGAAGGAUUCUGCAAAAGAUAUUUGGGAUUCGUUGAAGCAAAAGUAUCAAGGCACAGCACAAGUUAAACGUGCACAAUUGCAACCUCUUCGCAAAGAGUUUGAGAUGCUUCACAUGAAGGAUGGAGAAUUAGUGAAUAAGUACUUUGGAAGAACUCUCAUCACAGCCAACAAGAUGAGAAUUCGUGGAGAAAGAAUGGAAGACGUGAUAAUCAUUGAAAAGAUCCUGCGAUCCAUGACUCCGAAGUAUGAUUAUGUUGUGUGCUCCAUUGAGGAGUCGAAGGAUUUGGAUUCUUUGUCCAUCGAUGAACUUCAAAGCAGCCUCUUGGUGCAUGAACAACGGAUAAGCCGACAUACUAUGGAUGAACAAACAUUGCAAGUCACUCACGAAAGAGGUGGAGGUCGCAAUGCUUACCGUGGAGAGGUAGAUGAAGGGGUAGGUUUGGUUACAAUAAAUCUACCAUAG
Molecule: messenger RNA, 651 nt
Organism: Prunus mume (Japanese apricot)
Lineage: Eukaryota; Viridiplantae; Streptophyta; Magnoliopsida; Rosales; Rosaceae
Source: RefSeq, a predicted model, not a curated record